Molecule: messenger RNA, 1576 nt
Organism: Umbelopsis ramanniana AG
Lineage: Eukaryota; Fungi; Mucoromycota; Umbelopsidomycetes; Umbelopsidales; Umbelopsidaceae
Exons: 4
Coding region: 40-1449 (469 amino acids)
Biological process (GO): threonyl-tRNA aminoacylation
Cellular component (GO): mitochondrion; cytoplasm
Molecular function (GO): ATP binding; threonine-tRNA ligase activity
Source: RefSeq, a predicted model, not a curated record
CGUCCACCUCACUUUGUUGCCCAUUUACCUUUUGCCAACAUGUGGAGGGGUCGCAUUAGUUCUAUUGCUCGACAAGCUCAAAAAAAUAUAGCGCUGCGAGCAUUCCCCACAACACCAUGCCAGUCAAUACUAUUACAGGCACCCCUAGUCCAGCGACACGCUCGAUUUCAGAGCACAAGUGCAGAACCCAAACAAGUCGAUAGAGACCUAGAUCCUUCCGACCAUAGAUACAUUGGCAAAGCUCAGAGUCUAUUUAUGACGCACCCAUACAGCCCUGGUUCAGUGUUUAUGUUGCCUCAUGGAACACGAAUUGUUCACAAGUUGCAAGAAUUCUUAAGGUCUGAAUAUAACAAAUUCGGCUACGAGGAAGUCAUGACCCCAUUGCUUUACAAAAAGGCUCUCUGGGAGACGAGUGGUCAUUGGCAAAACUAUAUGGACGAUAUGUACAUGGUGCAUGGCGGUCAAAAGGGGAAUGAAAUUGAUGAAGAAGGUCUGUUUGGUCUCAAGCCUAUGAAUUGUCCUGGUCAUUGCUUGAUCUUUGACAGCACCCCCAAAUCCUAUCGUGACUUGCCUAUUCGGCUCGCCGACUUUAGCCCUUUGCAUCGUAACGAAGCGUCAGGCGCAUUAUCAGGAUUGACUCGAGUUCGAAGAUUCCAUCAAGAUGACGCCCAUAUCUUUUGCACCAAAGAUCAAAUUCUUCCAGAAAUCUCAUCCUGCUUAAAAUUUGUUGAACAAGUGUAUACAGCGUUCCAGUUCCCACAGUAUGACUUUACAUUGUCCACACGACCGAAAGAAGGGUAUAUUGGAUCCCUGGAGGAAUGGGAAAGCGCAGAAAGUGCCUUGCAAAGCGCUUUGGAUGCCACGGGAAAAACAUGGACCAUAAAAGAAGGCGAUGGUGCAUUUUAUGGACCCAAAAUUGAUAUCAUGAUUCGAGAUUCCGCAGGCAGAUCCCAUCAGACAGCCACUAUCCAACUAGACUUUCAAUUACCACAUCGCUUCAACCUUCGCUACUCUGAUGAAAACGACAACAUACAAACACCUGUUAUUGUACAUAGAGCCAUCCUGGGUUCCAUUGAACGCAUGAUGGCCAUUCUGAUAGAACACACAGGUGGCAAAUGGCCCUUCUGGCUGAGUCCUCGACAAGGCAUUGUUAUUCCAGUAGCCACGCAAUUUAUGGACUAUGCUCAGGAAGCAGCUAAAAUCCUAGGUGGCAAAGAGUCUAACAUGCCCCACUAUUAUGUGGAUGCAGACACUUCUCCACGUGACAGACUGAACAAAAUGAUACGACGAGCUCAACUUGAUCAAUACAACUAUAUCUUUGUUGUAGGACAAAAGGAAUUGGAUGAACAGACCGUUAAUGUUCGCACUCGUAAAGGACAAGUGUUAGGAACAAUGUCUUUAGAUAAAGUCAGAGCCAUGUUUGCCGAAGACUCUGACAAAAAACAAUAAAGUGCUGAGUCAUGGACUUCAGGCUUUCCCCGCUCUAACAUUGCCCGUUUCCACGUGUGAUUUCAUAGCUUUUUAUAAACUGGGGAAAUCUGUCAUGUCCAAAAAAUUUAUUUCUUCUUUUCUAUCC